UGUUUUGCCUUCUAUCCAAUCAAGGGAAAUUAGGGUCCUUUGCGUUUUCCCUUCAAAACCACUUUCCACAUCCACAAACCACUUUUACUGACAGAUAAGCGGUUUCUUUGUCCAUCACCUUUAUAUUAAAGUACCCAUCUCCAAAACCUCUACUCUUUUUUCACCCACAAAAAACCACACUCCAUCACUUCCUAGUACAGAAAAAUAAAACCACCUCAUAAAACCAUCCAACUGAAAUCACAAAGAUUGAAGAAAGGAAGAUGAUUCAAGAGCUUUUAGGAGGUGGAGGAGAAGUACUUGUCGGAGGAGGAGGUGAAGAGAGGAAAAUCUCCAUUGGUGGAGGAGCUGUUGAAGGGUCUUCUUCUUCUUCAUCUUCUUCAGAUCACCAAAACCUAAGGUGCCCAAGAUGUGAUUCAUCCAACACUAAGUUCUGUUACUACAACAACUACAAUCUUACCCAACCCCGCCAUUUCUGCAAGACCUGCCGGCGCUACUGGACGAAAGGCGGGGCCCUCCGCAACGUCCCUAUCGGGGGUGGCUGCCGGAAGAGCAAGAGCACGAGUGUAGCAAAUGCUGGGAAAUCCAGCAGCGGGAAGUCCAAGCCCACACCAUCAUCAGAUGUUGGGAAUCCAAGUUUAGGGAACGGUUUCAGCCAUGAUCCGGUCCCCAACCCCAUCGUGUGGGCCACACAGCAAAAUUCGCAGCUCUUGGCAUUACUGAGAGCCACUCAGGACCCCAACCCUAGCUCAAACCCUAACCCUAAUUCUUCUGUGAUCAAGGAUGAAGGGCUCACGAUUGGAUCGCAUAUGGCGCCACAGUCAGCACUAGUGACAGGUGCACUAAAUACGCGGACUCGGGGCCUAGAUCCGCUGACUCAACUUCCCAUUGGUCUAUGCAGUUCAUUCUGGAGAAACAAUCAAAAUCAUCAUCAACAACAGCAGCAGCAGCAGCAGCAGCAACUAAUGCUUCAACAACAGGCACAGCAACAAAGCAUGCUGUUGGGUGAAGUUCUGAACCCCACUGGAAUCCAAGAGCUUUAUCAAAGGACCAGAUCAACCGCCAAUUAUUACACUGAUCACUCAUCAGCAGUAAUUGGCAAUGCAGCUACAUCUUCUACAUCUUCGAUCCUGGAACCCGCUUCUGUGACCGGAGGGGAUUUGGGUUACUGGAAUUCGCCGUUUUCAUGGUCUGAUCUGCCCACAACAAAUGGUGCAUUUCCUUAAGAACCUUCUUAUUUUCCGAGUUAACGUUAUUCUCAUUGUCUUUGUUUGGUUAUGAAAUAUGAAUCUUAUUGUAGUGUCAUUAUGUAGUUCUUUUUGUGUUUCAUGUGUGUUUACUGUAUGGUUAGCUUGUGGUAAUGUAUCAAGGACAAAGAUCAAGGAAAUGGGAAGUGUUUUCUUGUGUUUGUUA
Magnolia sinica is the source of this 1410-nucleotide messenger RNA. RefSeq names its product dof zinc finger protein DOF1.2-like. Gene Ontology annotation, molecular function: DNA-binding transcription factor activity; DNA binding. The record is from RefSeq and is a predicted model, not a curated record. NCBI's taxonomy places the organism in Eukaryota, Viridiplantae, Streptophyta, Magnoliopsida, Magnoliales, Magnoliaceae. Gene Ontology annotation, biological process: regulation of DNA-templated transcription. Bases 261 to 1223 code for a protein of 320 amino acids. The transcript has 2 exons.